Molecule: messenger RNA, 1641 nt
Organism: Torulaspora delbrueckii
Lineage: Eukaryota; Fungi; Ascomycota; Saccharomycetes; Saccharomycetales; Saccharomycetaceae
Gene: GLE1
Product: nucleoporin GLE1
Exons: 1
Coding region: 1-1641 (546 amino acids)
Biological process (GO): regulation of translational termination; poly(A)+ mRNA export from nucleus; regulation of translational initiation
Cellular component (GO): nuclear pore cytoplasmic filaments; cytoplasm; nuclear pore
Molecular function (GO): inositol hexakisphosphate binding; phospholipid binding; translation initiation factor binding
Source: RefSeq, a predicted model, not a curated record
AUGCGAUUCUCCUAUGAUGAUUUACUUGACUCAUCCGACGAAGAAGGGGACUACGAGACGUUUAUUACUAGAAGCUCUUCACCAUGCUCAUCAGCGGGACCUAGUUUCAAUGAUGUGAGCUUUGUUAACCCAAAUGAGGAAGAUGAGAAUGUACCGCACCUCUAUUUACCCAAGAGAGAUUCGUUGGCGUUUACGCUGGCUAAGCAGGAACCACUGGAGGAACCAGCCGUUGAGCAAUUGGAUUCCGAGCUGGAGCAAUUAAUUGGUAAGUUGAACCUUCAAGCCAAAAGCCCGUACGUCGAAGGGGCUCCAUUGCCUCUAAUGAAGAGUGGGAACAAGUCAAUUACGAAUUCUGAACCUUCUGUAUCGCGGGAAAAGGAUGAUGAUACGUAUGUAUUUGAUUCACAAAGAAUGAUUUCAGCCAUACAGAAUUCUUUUGCCAUACGAUUAAGAACACUGGAAUUGGACAAUAAGAAACAGGUGGAAGAGAUCAAGUUACAAAAGAAGAAGUUGGAAGCGGAAAGGAAACGUAAGGAAGAAGAGGAACGUAAAAGACGUGAGGAAGAGGAGAGACGAAAACGUGAAGAAGAAGCGGCAAGGUUACGGGAGGUUGAGCAGGAGAGAAAACAAAAGGAAGAGGCUCUUAAGCUGAAGAAGCUGAAGGAGGAAGCUCAGGAACAGGCUGAAAAAGCCAAAAAAGAAGCUGAAGAGAGAGACCGACUGAAACAGCAAGCCAUCAAGGCAAAGACUGUUUCCGAUUUUUCCACCAUUGAGAAGAAAUUUUGGGAGUAUAAGGAGAAAAUAUCAUCAAUUAAGAAAGAGAUCGUUGAACCUAUCAAAAAGGCCGAUCCUAGUCUAAAAACUCUUUUAUCUAAGCAUAAAAGGAAAGUUAACCCCAAAUUUGGUCAGUUGACGAACAGCAACACUCAACUUCAAACCAUUCACCAGGAACUGUGUAACCUCGUGGAUCAAACUAAAGAUAACAAGCUGGCGUAUCUAUGGAUUUUGAAUUUCAUAGCCAAGGCAACGGUACAUCAGGCGGAAACUGAAGUGAGAGUUAAGCCAGAGUCAGCGCUACCACUAGCGAAACUUGCCGUAAACCUUAUGGUACGAUACGAAGAGCUUCAUGAUCUUUUAAUGGCAAGACUCGUCAAGAAGUGCCCAUUUGUCAUAGGAUUUACCUGUAAUAUAGACACAGAAUCUGGACGUCAAAAUAUGGGCUGGAAGCGAAAGGCAGACGAUAAAUGGGAGGAAGAUACAUCCUACGACGAAAGAAUGGGCGGUAUGGUGACACUUUACGCAGUUAUCACCAGGAUACCACUGCCUCCAGAGAUCAUAAGCACACAUACUCAUCCGAUGCCCAUCUCGGGCUCAUGGCAUAUGCUUGCGCGUAUUGCAAACACACAAGGCAAUUUACUGACUAACUCACAUUUCGUGAUUCUAGGAUCCUGGUGGGAUGCUGCUGCAGCUCAGUUCCUACAGGCAUAUGGCAACCAAGGCAGUAAACUGUUACAAUUACUAGGUGAUGGCCUUACAUCAGCCGUCGCAGAUCGCAAAUACGUCGGUGCGGCAAGACUGCGAAUCCUUCUGGAAGAGUGGCAAACUACCGGUAUCAAGUCCUUCCCAGAAAUGGUGGUCUAA